This is a messenger RNA of Metarhizium album ARSEF 1941, 438 nucleotides long. RefSeq lists its product as uncharacterized. Bases 1 to 438 code for a protein of 145 amino acids. The transcript has a single exon. Lineage: Eukaryota; Fungi; Ascomycota; Sordariomycetes; Hypocreales; Clavicipitaceae. The record is from RefSeq and is a predicted model, not a curated record.
AUGCAUUUCACCAGGGCGGCGGCCGUGGCGGCCAUGGCGGCCCUGUGCUUCCAGGAAACGGCUUCCGCACCCGCGAGCUUUGACGACGCGGCGUCGACAUGCGGCGCCCUUGGGGUCAUGAAGGUUGACAAAGACUCGCUCCCGCCCAGUGUCAAACCCGACAAUGUCCGCAAGUGCCUGAACCACCCGGAGAGCCUCUCGCGAGGAAACGAGGGCGGCGAGAUAUUCCGACGCCAAUGCUGGCCGGGCGGAGAAUACGGCUGCAGCAACGGCGGCUACUGCUGGACACAAUGCGCCGGCCCGAGCGGAGAGUGGUGCUGGGCGGCCGAGGAAGAGGGCUUCGGCCCGUGGAUUCGUUGUUCGAAAUGGCAAGAUUGCGACGCGAGCAUGGCUUGCGGCCAGGGCAAGGUGUGCGAUAGCUGCGGGUGCAGUUGCUAG